GGUCGCGGAAAGGGGACAGUCACUUCCCGGAAGAGGCGGGGCCAUGGGCGAGAAGGCACCGAAUUCGAAGUGCUCCCCAGGAGCUUUCCGGGGCAGGGUGCUAGGCGCCAAACGGUCGCCUUUGCUUGGGGAAGGAAAGAGAAAGUCUUUCCUUUUCUUUUUCUUAUUUUUUGAGAAGAGAAAAUUUAGAAACUUGUAGACAGCAGUAGUUAAGAUUCAGGCCAAACUGGUAAAUCACGGAAGGGCGUCUUUCAAAACCAAGGAGGAAGGGUUGUCCCGGGUGCCUCGAAUAACAGCAGAUAAUCACCAGGAUGGGAGUGAAUGACUUGUGGCAGAUUCUGGAGCCUGUUAAACAACACGUCCACUUGCACAGUCUUGGUGGGAAAACCAUUGCGGUUGAUCUGAGUCUCUGGGUAUGUGAAGCACAGACAGUCAAAAAAAUGAUUGGGACGGUCAUGAAGCCCCACCUCAGGAACCUAUUUUUUCGUAUCUCAUAUUUAACGCUAAUGGAUGUAAAACUGGUGUUCGUUAUGGAAGGGGAACCCCCAAAGCUGAAAGCUGAUGUCAUAAGUAAGAGGAAUCAGAUUCGGUAUGGACCUUCGACAAAAACAUGGUCUCAGAAAACAGGGAGAUCACAUUUUAACUCAGUCUUAAAGGAGUGUCUUGACAUGCUGGAAUGCUUAGGAAUUCCCUGGGUCCAGGCUGCUGGAGAAGCUGAAGCCAUGUGUGCUUACCUCAAUGCCAGUGGUUACGUAGAUGGCUGCCUCACCAACGACGGCGAUGCUUUCCUUUAUGGGGCCCAAACUGUUUAUAGAAAUUUCACCAUGAAUACCAAGGACCCACAUGUUGACUGUUAUACAAUGUCAUACAUCAAGAGUAAACUAGGUUUGGAUAGAAAUGCUCUGGUUGGGCUAGCAAUACUACUUGGCUGUGAUUAUCUUCCAAAGGGAGUCCCUGGAGUUGGAAAAGAGCAAGCAUUAAAACUUAUAAAGAUUUUGAAAGGACAAAGUUUACUUCAGAGGUUUAAUCAGUGGAAUGAAAAAUUUUGUUACUCUAAUUCACAACCAGCAGUUGUUAGCAAACUGGCUCAUUGCUCUGUAUGUUCCCAUCCAGGUUCACCUAAGGAUCAUGAACGUAAUGGAUGCAAAUUAUGUAAAACUGAUCGAUAUUGUGAGCCACAUGAUUAUGAAUACUGUUGUCCUUGUGAGUGGCACCGAACAGAACACGAGAGACAACUAAAUGCAGUGGAAAACAGUAUUAGGAAGAAAGCUUGCAGUUGUCAGGGAUUCCCAUUCCAUGAGGUUAUUCAAGAAUUCCUUUUGAACAAGGAUAAAUUGGUGAUGGCAAUCAGGUACCAAAGACCUGAUUUAUUAUUGUUUCAGAGAUUUGCUCUUGAAAAAAUGGAGUGGCCCAGUCACUAUGCAUGUGAGAAAUUGUUGGUACUGUUGACCCACUAUGACAUGAUAGAAAGAAAGCUCGGUACAAGGAACUCUAAUCAACUACAGCCACUUCGAAUUGUUAAAAACCGAAUCAGAAAUGGAGUUCGUUGCUUUGAAAUAGAAUGGGAAAAGCCUGAACAUUACUCUAUAGAAGAUAAACCUGGACAAUUGGUUUUACAAACAAUAGAAGAAGAAUCAUUGUUUGAAGCAGCUUAUCCUGAGAUUGUUGCUGUUUAUCAAAAACAAAAGUCAGAAAUUAAAGGCAAGAAACAAAAAAGCAUGAAAACUAAGUCUAAAGGAAACAGUUUGCCAGAAUCAGAUGAUAUGAUGACUUUGCAAUCACACAUGACUUUAAAACCCACAUGUGAAAUCUUUUCUAAGCAGAAUUCCAAGUUAAAUUUGGAAAUUUCCCCUGAUUCUACAUUACCACAGGAAUCUACUGUGUCAUUGAAUACCUUGCUUUUACCUGAAGAUGCUCCCUGUUUGAAUACACAAGAACAGUUAAUAUCUUCUCCAAGACCUUUGGCUGUGCAGCAAAUUAAAGCUGUCAGUAAGUCUCUGAUUGCAGAAUCUAGUCAACCCAGUACCUCAUCCCUUAAUAUAUCUGCAAUUGCUGAUCUGCACUUGAGCACCAUUGACUGGGAAGGUACUUCUUUUAGUAAUUCUUCAGCUAUCCCAGGGAACACUUUUGCUCAUGGUGUAAAAUCGGAACUUGAAACAGCUAUCCCUGAUAGCUUUAAAAAUAUUACAGAGCAAUUGUCAUGUGAAUCAGAAUGGUGCACUACAAACAUUAAUAAACAGUUCGAUUGGGAUCUUCAAAAGACUGAUCCUGAAGAGCACCUACUUUCUGGCAUUACUGAUUUACAUCUUCAGGAUUUACCUUUAAAGGAACGAAUACAUAUAAAAUCAUCAUAUCCUCAGAAUAAUGUACAACCAGAUGAUGAUCUGAAAACAUUGUCCCUACUUACUGUACAAGAACACUGUAUUGCUAAUAGUAGUUCUGAGUGUCUAUCACAUCUUUCAAAAGAUUUUCUAGGAAUUCAUUUGCAAAAUGAAUCUAGAAACUGUAAAGUCCUAAAAGGAAACCAGCUGUUUCCAGAAAACUAUAAAGCAAAUACUUCUAUACCUUAUUCUGUCAAUAACCCAAUAGUAAAGACCUCCAAUGUUAGAAUUGGACCACCAAAUACUGCUUUAGAUUAUAGUAGAAAAGUUGAUGGGCAAACCACUCGGAAAACUGUAAUGAAGAAGAGUGUUUGCCUUGACAAACAUUCCUCUGGUGAAGAAAUUAUCCCAGAGUCUGGGAAAGCUAAGUCCACAACUCAAAAAAUGAAGCAGAGUUCUCAGAAACAUAGCCCAGCCCAGUUCAAAAAAAAUGAUGCCAACAAACUGAGUAACCCUAAAGCACAUAUUAAAGAAACUGAACAGUGUGUCCAGCCUUAUAAAACAGCUGGAAAUGAAGAAACCCAUUUCCAAGAUGCAGCAAAAUGGUCUCUGAGUUUUCUACAGUGUCAUAAGGAAAAAGACAUCUCUGGUACCUGUUUGGAUAGUCCUCUUCCUUUAAGUCAGAGAUUAAAACUAAGGUUCCAAAACACCUGAAAUUAAAUUUAAAAUAUUCAAGUAUAACUUAGUAUUCUAGUACUGUUGGCAUUAGCAGAAGCAGAAGGAAGGUAUCUAGUUAAUGUAUAGUAGAAAAAUUUAACGUGAUUCUAUAUGUUGUGAGACACUUGACAUUUUAAUCAAAACUGUAAUAAAAAAUGUUACCUAAAACUUUGGUUUUAAAAGACGAUUCUCUGCAGUGAAAACUUCAGAUAAUGUAUAUUUUUAUAACAUACUUUUUUCAUUAAAAAAAAAUCUUUAUUGAUUAUUCUUAAGUUAUAUCCUUAAAAUGUUAGUACACUACUAGAGUAAAUGCUCCAUUCAUUUGCUCAUUUUUACUCAUUUCUUCCACAAGCCCCUAAAGCAUUUUUUGAUAGUCCAGCUUGUUCCCAAGGGAUAACUCUUUAUAAUUGCCUGCAUUCUCACAACAUCUUCUGUUGUGCUUUUCUGAGAGUUAUAUUUGCUUUCAAUGUGAAGAUACUUUCAGCUGCUCUUCCAGUUUCAGUAAUCUUAUUCUGUUUUGUGAUGGACGAAAAAAAUGGAAAAGGAGGUUGAUGAUCAAUAUAUAUAGUGAAAAUCAUGGUUGUGGUAGCUGAAUAAACUGAGGAAAUCUACUUCUUACAUAUCCCCAGAAGUCCACAGGAUGCCAAGUGGAAAAAGAUUUGGAAAAUAGAAUGUAUAACCAGAAGAGGAUUAGGAACUUGCUCAGGGUCAUACACGUAAUUAAUAGUGGUAUGGGAACCAGAUUUCUUGCCUCUCAAUUCAUUGCUUUUUCUGUUAAAAUUUUUCUUCGAUAGCACUUUUUUCUUCCCCUUCUGUUUUAACAGUGCAUCUAUACAAUAUCAACUACAGCACCUCCAAAUAUUAAGCUAUUCAUUUAUUUAUUUAGCAUUCAAAAAGUCUAGAGGGAACCCGAUUGGAAAGAUAAAAGUAAAACCGUUGCUACUUGCAGAUGACAAGAUCUUGUGUUUAUGAAAUUCUGAGGAAUUCACUAAAAACUAUUAGAACUGAUAAAUGAGUUCAGCAAGGUUGCAGGAUACAGGAUCAAUAUAUAAACAUCAGUUGUAUUUCUAUACCCUUCUAAUGAAUAAUACUAACUGAAAUUAAGGAAUUCUUUUUACAACAAAAAGAAUAAAAUACUUUGGAAUAAAUUUAACAAUAGAAGUACAAAAUUUUUACUCUGAAAACUAUAACAUAACGUCGAAAGAAAUGAAAGAAAACCUAAAUAAAUGAAAAGACAUCCCACGUUCGUGGAUCAGAAGACUUAAUAUUAAGAUGACAAUACUCCCCAAACUAAUUUGCAUAUUCAAUGCAAUCACCAUCAAUUCUGGCUGAUUUCUUUGCAGAAACCAAUAAGCUGAUUCUAAAAUAUAUACGGAAAAUUAAGGGAUACAGAAUAGGCAAAACGAUCCUUAAAAAAAAAAAGAAA
Molecule: messenger RNA, 4464 nt
Organism: Orcinus orca (killer whale)
Lineage: Eukaryota; Metazoa; Chordata; Mammalia; Artiodactyla; Delphinidae
Gene: GEN1
Product: GEN1 Holliday junction 5' flap endonuclease
Exons: 14
Coding region: 312-3035 (907 amino acids)
Molecular function (GO): 5'-flap endonuclease activity; four-way junction DNA binding
Source: RefSeq, a predicted model, not a curated record